Ziziphus jujuba (common jujube) is the source of this 1938-nucleotide messenger RNA. RefSeq names its product glucan endo-1,3-beta-glucosidase. NCBI's taxonomy places the organism in Eukaryota, Viridiplantae, Streptophyta, Magnoliopsida, Rosales, Rhamnaceae. Gene Ontology annotation, cellular component: plasma membrane. Gene Ontology annotation, biological process: carbohydrate metabolic process. The coding region runs from base 125 to 1165 and encodes 346 amino acids. The transcript has 2 exons. Gene Ontology annotation, molecular function: hydrolase activity, hydrolyzing O-glycosyl compounds. The record is from RefSeq and is a predicted model, not a curated record.
AAACCAUGGGUUUUUUUUUUUUUUGUUUUUUGUUUUUUGGGGUGAAUCAAAACUAUGAAUUUCUAGACAGGCAUGAAAAUUAGCAUUAUUUCAAGAAAAAAGGGUAUCAGAAUUAGCUAGUAGGAUGGAAAGGAAGUCGAUGGGUAUCAUGGGGAAAAGGUUGGUGUCGGUAACAAACAUUGUGCUACUAACACUUCAAUUGCUUUUUUGCAAUGCCUUUGGCACAUAUCACAUUGGAGUCAAUUAUGGAAUAAACGGAGGAAAAUCUCCACCCAUAGAAGAUGUCAUAAAACUUUACCAGAAGUGUGGGAUAGAAUUCAUCAGAAUUCAGGAACCAGACCACCAAGUACUCAAAGCCUUGAGAGGCUCAAGUCUCCAACUAAGUCUUGGUGUAAGAAACCAAGACCUGAUCACCAUUUCAUUGAGCCAAUCUGCAGCAAAUCAAUGGGUUCAAAAUUACAUCCUCCCUUACAUGACUCAAGUCUCAUUUGGUUGGAUCACAAUCGGCAACGAGGCAAUCCCUGGACCAUAUGCCAAAUAUGUAGCCAGUACCAUAAACAACAUGCACAAUGCUCUCAACUCGGUUGGCCUGGUUAGCAUCAGGGUCACCACUGUGGUUCCAUUAAAAGUCCUCCAGACCUUCAACCCACCCUCCACAGCCGAAUUCACUCAACAAUCCUUACCCUUCAUGGUCGAUGUUGUUGCAUCUUUGUUGCGCAUAGGGUCUCCCCUUAUGGUCAAUGUGUAUCCUUACUUCGCUUAUAUGUCAGAACCAAAACAGUUUUCCUUCGAGUUUGCCACUUUCAAUGCAAAGCAACCGCUGGUUGAUGGAAAGUUUAAGUAUUUCAAUCUAUUUGAUACAAUGGUGGAUGGUUUUUACGCUGCACUGGAGAAGAUCAAUGGAGGAAAUGUUGCUUUGUCUGUUUCAGAAACUGGUUGGCCUACUUGUGGGAAGAAAAAUUGCACAAGCACAGAAGAUGCUAGAAUAUACAAUGCAAAUCUAUACCAUCAUGUGGUGAGCAAUGGUACGCCAAGGAGGCCAGACAUUCUUUUGGAUACAUUUUUGUUCGAAAUGUUCGAUGAAAAGAAACCACGAGGAAAACAGAACUUCGGACUCUUUCAUCAAAACAUGGUUCCUGCUUAUCGACUUUUCAAUACUUGCUAGCAAUUUGAAGCAUGAACAAUCAGACACAAUAAUGAACGAAAAAUAAUAGUGAAAAUUUAUAUUACUGUCUUUCAGAAUGGAUUUCAUGCCACCAGUUCUUUUUAUCAUUUUUAAGACUCAAAUAUUGGUCACUCAAACAUACAGAAAAUUCUAUAAAUUGGCACAAAACUUUUUUGCCAAGGACUUUAGUCCCACACAAUUCACAAAAUUAGUUCCCUGGUCUAAAAACAGUGAUGGCUUGGUGAAGAUUAUUAAUAGGACAUGGUACAAAAUUGACACCUGGAAAGUUAAUAGUACCGCAUAAAAACAGUCAUCAUAAAGAUUGAGGGAAAAAAAAUAGGACCGAUAUCCGGGUAGUUUGCCAAGUAUUAGAUGGUUGAUCUGAUUAGUUAUGUCCAACCAAGAAAAGAUGAGCACCAAAAAGAGUAAUACGAACUCAUAAUCCGCAGUUAAGAGAAGAUUAAAUUGUAAAGCUCAAUUUCUUAUAUUUCCUUGCGCUUAAUUAGUGCCAUCAUAUAUAUAACAUGAGCUGCUUUGCCCAAAACUGAGAAAAUUAGCAAACACAUAUCAACAUGAACUGAAGCUAAAAUUAAAACUUUUUGAUUUCUUCUUUUUUCCGUAAAAUUGACCAAAAACAGCAUAAGCCUUUUCUUGUAGAAUCAAACCCUCCUGAAGGUUAAAAAAAGAAAAAAGAUAAAAAAGGUAAAAGUAAAAUGAAAAAAAAAAAAAAAGAAAAAAGAAAAAGAGAAAGAAAAGAAAGAAGAAGACCAAAA